Messenger RNA from Nilaparvata lugens (brown planthopper), 1355 nucleotides. RefSeq lists its product as uncharacterized. The record is from RefSeq and is a predicted model, not a curated record. The transcript has 2 exons. Bases 426 to 1124 code for a protein of 232 amino acids. NCBI's taxonomy places the organism in Eukaryota, Metazoa, Arthropoda, Insecta, Hemiptera, Delphacidae.
CGUUCGUCUGAACAGGUCAGACUGAGCAAGUCAUCUCAAAGUCAACGUUUCAGAAUAGACAAGAAUACUAGCUUAGAAUAAAAUAAUCUUACGACAUCUCUGAUACUACAGUAUAUACUACUUCUCUUAUAUUGUAGUAUAAGUUUUCUCUUUAACUAGGCGUUCAGACUUGUAUCUGUGGUAUUAUAGUGUAUUAUAUUUCAUGUGUUUUAUAUCUCAAUGCAAGCAUGUGUGAAACGAAGUCCGAAAAACAUUCUUCUCUUAUAUUGUAGUAUAAGUUUUCUCUUUAACUAGGCGUUCUGAUACUACAGUAUAUACUACUUUUCUUAUAUUGUAGUAUAAGUUUUCUCUUUAACUAGGCGUUCAGACUUGUAUCUGUGGUUUUAUAGUGUAUUAUAUUUUGUGUUUUAUAUCUCAAAGCAAGCAUGUGUGAAACGAAGUCCGAAAAACAGUUCAUCCUUGAAUUUAUCGACAUGUAUCGUGGUCUUCCAGCUCUGUGGAACGUGAAGUGCAAAGAUUACUCUAAUCGUGACAAAAAGGCGGAGCAAUACGAAGUGCUGAUAGAAAAGUACCGCGAAAGGCACCCGAAUGCAGACAGAAAAGAAGUGGUUAAAAAAAUAAAUUCAUUGCGAACUAAUUUCCGGAAACAAGUGAAACGAGUUCGCGAUGCAGAGAAAAGUGGGGUGGAAACAAAAGAAGAUGAAUCUUUAAUGUGGUAUUUUGAAGAAAUGAAGUUUCUGUUAGGUCUACCUCAGAAAACACCUACCAUUUCAAACAGCACGGUGGAUAUAUCAUGGGAUGUUAAAGAGAUAUCUGAGGAUGGUGAAGAUGAUUAUGAAAACAGAGUCAACACGAUACCAGUGGAUGAUCCACCAUGUCGGAACAACAGGAAACGUAAAGCUACAGAUCCCACUGAGGAGUUGGUGAAAUUGACUCCCCAAAGAUAUCUUCAUGAACCGCAAGAUGACAUCGACAAAAUUGCAGCAGCAUGGGCGGCCGAGCUUCGAAAAAUGGACCCACAACAGCAGUUGUUUGCAAAAAAGGCCAUCAAUGACAUUAUAUUCGAGGGACAAAUGGGGACAUUACAUCGUAAUUCUGUAGAAAUCAAUGUGUCACGUGUGUGAAGUGAUCAGUCCCUCCCUUCAGUCAACCUAACCGUUAAGUGGACUCUCCUACGGUGGACUUAAUAAUCCUACGUGGACUCUCCUACGGUGGACUUAAUAAUCCUACGUGGACUCUCUUACGGUGGACUUAAUAAUCCUACGUGGACUCUCCUACGGUGGACUUAAUAAUCCUACGUGGACUCUCCUACGGUGGACUUAAUAAUCCUACGUGGACUCUCCUACGGUGGACUU